AUGGAAAAAUCUCCUCAAUCAUUAGAUACUUUAGAUCUAGAAAUACUUGAAGCUCCUUCCUUAACGCCACGAUCAACCGAAGCUUGUAAAAGACUUGGAAUAGAAAACUAUGAAUUAAUCUACCGGCCUCUCCAAUCAUUUAUGACGAAAGGGAUGACUGAAGAAGUUGCAAAAAUUCGCUAUGACUUUGUUGAACAAAAGCGCCUAGAAAAAUUAAAAUGACUCAAAGAAGAAAGAGACAAAAUUUCUGAUAGUGAUUUAGUUGUAAAUAAAUCCCAAUAUUCACGUAACGACACAUUUGAUGCAUCACUAGCAAAUUCAAAUGUAAUCGAAAGAGAAAAACGAGAAAUUGAAAAACUUGAAAGGAGGCAAAAACAAGAGCUUCAGCAGAUGAUUGAUUAUGAGCUCAGAAUGGACGCUCUCAGACAGAAAAAUGAAGAAAAAGCAGAAAAGGCAAGACAAAAAGAGGAAUCAAGACAGCAAGAAAUUAAAAAGAAAAGGAGAGAGCAAGAUGAAAAAAGAAAAAGAGAUGAAGACAAGAAAAAAAUGAGCUUACAAGAAGAGGAAGAAAAUAGAAAAAAGAGGGCUCAAGAAGAAUAUGAAAGAACACAAAAAAAGCUUAAAGAAGACAAAUUGAAAGAAAAAUUGAGAAAAGAAGAAGAAACAAAUAGAAAGCAAGAAGAGUACAAAAAACGAACUCAACAAAUGAUGGAGUAUAAAGCAAAAUGAGCUGAAGAAAAGAAGAAAGAGCUUGACGAAAGAGAAAGCAAAAGAAAAGAAAUGAUGGCAAAAAUUAUACAGCAAAAAGUUUCUGAAAAUUCAAAAAUUCGUGCUGAAAAAGAGGCAAAGUUAGAAUCUGCUAACUCCCCCCCCUCCGUGAGAGAACAAAAAAAUUUUGUUCACUCACGGAGGGGGUUAAUUUUUUUUUAAAUAUAAAAAAUAUUUUUUUUCGAAAUUUAAAAAAAAAUCCAAUUCGCAAAAAUUGGAAAGCAAAUAUUAAUUUAAUUUAUAAAAUUUAUGUUUUAAAAAGCAAUUCGUUUAAAAUUAAACAGAAUUAGCUCUAUAUUUCAUUAUACUAAUUAUCAUUUAUAUAUCAAUUUUUUUUUCCAUAAAAAAUUUUUGUUCACUCACGGAGGGUGGGUUUUGGGCAAAAAAUAGCGAUUUUUCUAAUGGUUUUGUUCACUCACGGAAGGGGGGGAGUAAGAGUAACCUUCAAGAAAUUUUAGAAAAGCGAAGAAAUGAUUUUGAAAAGAGGCAAAAAGAAAACGAAGAAAAACGUAAGAAAAUCGAAGAAGAAAGAGAAAGGGAGAGGCUUAAAGCACUUAGAAAGGCUGAACUAAAAGCUUUAGAACUAAAAAAUGUCCAAGAAAUGAACAUCAUGAUGGAAGAAAAAAGAAAAAAUGAUCUAAUCAAAGCUAAUGAAGAGGCCCAAAGAAGGUUUGAAGAGCAGCUGAAAAAGAAAGAAUAUGAACUUCAAAAGCGAAAAGAAGAAGAAAAACUAAGAGAGCUUCAAAUCCUUGAAGUCCGUCAAAGGAUGGAGAAAAAUGAGCAAGAAAGAGUAAAAAAGAUUCUAGAUAAAAGAACUGAGGAAGAAGAAAAAGUUCAAAAAUUAAAAGAGCAAAAGGAGCAUGAGAUGCUAAUUAAAAGUGAAAUAGAAGGUAUGAAAAGAACUGAUAGAAUUGAAAACGUGAAAAGGAUAGCGAAACAGCAAAAUUACCAUAGAGAAAAAGUACUAGAAAAAAUUAAUGAAGAUAGUCACAGAGUCGAGCUUUUAAAAAAAGCGAGAGAGGAAUUAAUGGAGGAAAGAAGAAAAAGAAAAGAAAAGGCAGAAGCAGAAAAACAAAGAAUAGUUAAAAUGUUUGAAGAAGCUAAAAAGAAAAAAGGGGACCUUAAAGAAUACACUAGCAAACUUGGACUAAUGAGUAAUGAGUCAAGCAUUAUAUCUGAGCAAUCUGUAAUAAAAACUCCAGAAAUCCCAAAAAUGAAGCCAAAACCCUUUACUAAUCUUCAGCCUAAAGCUCAAACACAAAAUAAGCGAGAUGUUUCCCCAAAUAAGCAGGAAAAUCCUCCACAGCCGCAGUCAAAUAAAAAUUCAGAAACUUUUAUUACAAAUAAAUCUAGUCCAGGUUAUAAUUCUUAUGUAAAACCUCUCCCAAAAAUUCAAGGACAAUCAGAAAAAAUGACCGAGUUUGCAAUUAAAAAAUAUGAUCAAUUAAAACAAAAACAUUUAAAAGAAAUGCAAGAUUUAUUAGACAAAGAAGAAAUACAAGAAAAUGAGAGGGAAAAGCAAAUUCAAAAUGUUGACGAUGAUGAAAGAUUGAAGUUGGAAAGGAUUUUUGGAAUUGAAAGAGCCAAAGCUAGUGAAAGAAUUAUGCAGCUUUCGAUGAAGCAAAAGAAAGCUGAGAAAAAACUUAGGAAGCAGCUUGGGAUUGAAAUAAAAUAA
This is a messenger RNA of Blepharisma stoltei, 2443 nucleotides long. The record is from the annotation of a GenBank genome assembly. Lineage: Eukaryota; Ciliophora; Heterotrichea; Heterotrichida; Blepharismidae.